This is a messenger RNA of Lemur catta (Ring-tailed lemur), 920 nucleotides long. RefSeq names its product methyltransferase like 26 (gene METTL26). Bases 68 to 748 code for a protein of 226 amino acids. The record is from RefSeq and is a predicted model, not a curated record. Lineage: Eukaryota; Metazoa; Chordata; Mammalia; Primates; Lemuridae. The transcript is spliced from 5 exons.
AGGCCGAUGCCACAGCUCCCGGCGCGCCUCGCGCCAAGCCGGCGGCGGGGCGGACGGUGCCGCAGCGAUGCUGGUGGCGGCAGCCGCGGAGCGAAACAAGGAGCCCAUCCUGAGCGUGCUGCGGCAGUACGUGGACCCGGCCCAGCGCGGCGUCCGUGUGCUCGAGGUGGCCUCGGGCUCCGGCCAGCACGCGGCCCACUUCGCGCAGGCCUUCCCGCACGCCGAGUGGCAGCCGUCCGACGUGGACCAGCGCUGCCUGGACAGCAUCCUGGCCACCGCCCGAGCCCAGGGGCUGUCCAACGUGAAGGCCCCGCUGUACCUGGACGUGACCUGGCAUUGGGAGCACUGGGGCGGGAUCCUGCCGCAGUCGCUGGACCUGCUCCUCUGCAUCAACAUGAUGCAUAUCUGUCCCCUGAAGUGCACGGAGGGGCUCUUCAGAGCAGCGGGACACCUGCUCAAACCCAAGGCUCUGCUCAUCACCUACGGACCCUAUGCUGUUAAUGGGAAGAUCUCUCCCCAGAGCAACGUGGACUUUGACCUGAUGCUCAGAUGCAGGUCAGAGGAACCCAGAGUGGGGGCUGCGGGACACAGCUUUCCUGGGGGACCUGGGCCGGGCCAGCGGCCUGCUCCUGGAGAGGAUGGUAGGUGGGGAGGGCUGGGGCCCAGGCAGCCUCCUGGUGGUCCCGGGGCCACUCCUCCAGCAACGCGUUUCUCCAGGUGGACAUGCCUGCCAACAACAAGUGCCUGAUUUUCCGUAAAAAGUAACCCCUCUCCUUCAUCCUGAAUGCCUGCAUCCUAGCCAGAGGCUCUGCGGGCACAAACCCCGACAACCAGCCCCACCGAGUCUAGGCUCUUGGCUGCAGCCGACGGGCUGCCCAGGCCCAGCCUGCCCCAGAAUAAAGUGGUUCUGCUGCCCUGUU